Molecule: messenger RNA, 707 nt
Organism: Cylindrotheca closterium
Lineage: Eukaryota; Bacillariophyta; Bacillariophyceae; Bacillariales; Bacillariaceae
Source: the annotation of a GenBank genome assembly
AUGUAUUCUAUUGACGAACCAGGCACGGAUGUUCAACGCGAGUCCACCAGCUCCGAAGGGGACCAGGUGCAAAACUCAAAUCGCUUUGCACCUCUACAAAGUGAUGAUGACUCGUUUGAAGGUAGUGGAAUUCAAGAAUUCGACGAGGUUGAAGUGGUGGCGGUGAAAAAGAAUGCCUCCAAGGCGCCUGAGUCGUCGGAUGAAGAUGAAGACACUGAAGCUGACGACACUAACGACAGGGAGAACAUUGUGGACGAUGCAAUGGAGGAAGACGAUGAUGACGAACGGGUCAAUACCGCUGGGGCGAACCCGCCCGAUGAGGCCAUGGACAACAACACUCUACCCUUGACUUCUCGUAAACUUACGGCAACACAAGACUCAGCAGGUACAGGGACCUUUAUGGAGCCCUCGGAAACAACUCCUUCUUGCGUUCAACGUCCCCCAACACUGGCCGAACGGAUCUCGAACCUCAUUCAGGUGAACAUGGAAGGGAUACCAGGCAAGUGUCACAUCUUUGAGACUACUUUCUCCUUGGACUAUCAAGGGUCGGAUUCAGGAACUGUGGCGGAGGCGCUCUUGCCGACAGUUCUGACGUCUAUGGAGGAAGCCAUCAACAAUUCCCCUAAUGAAUUGAAGCUUCUUCCGAUCUCUGAUACCACAUAUAAGCAACCGAAUCUUUGGAUUCGAAACUCAGUAGAUUUACGUAA